Messenger RNA from Callithrix jacchus (white-tufted-ear marmoset), 29541 nucleotides. NCBI's taxonomy places the organism in Eukaryota, Metazoa, Chordata, Mammalia, Primates, Cebidae. The record is from RefSeq and is a predicted model, not a curated record.
GCGAUGGCGCAGCCGCGGGACCCGCGGCGCCUCUUUAGGUUGGUGCAGGAGGGCCGGCUACGCGCCCUGCAGGAGGAGCCGCAGGCGGCGGCGGGCUGCCCGGGGCCAGCCGGGGAUACCCUCCUGCACUGCGCCGCGCGCCACGGGCGUCGGGACGUGCUGGCCUAUCUGGCCGAGGCCUGGGGCAUGGACAUCGAGGCCGCCAACCGAGACUACAAGCGGCCUCUGCACGAGGCGGCCUCCAUGGGCCACCGGAACUGUGUGCGCUACCUGCUGGGCCGGGGCGCAGCGGUCGACGCGCUGAAGAAGGCCGACUGGACUCCUCUGAUGAUGGCCUGCACAAGGAAGAACCUGGGGGUGAUCCAGGACCUGGUGGAACAUGGCGCCAAUCCACUCCUGAAGAACAAAGAUGGCUGGAACAGUUUCCAUAUUGCCAGUCGAGAAGGCGACCCUCUGAUCCUCCAGUACCUGCUCACUGUUUGCCCAGAUGCCUGGAAGACAGAGAGUAAUAUCAGAAGAACUCCUCUGCACACUGCAGCAAUGCAUGGCCAUUUAGAGGCAGUCAAGGUGCUUCUUAAGAGGUGCCAAUAUGAACCAGACUGCAGAGACAACUGUGGCGUCACCCCUUUGAUGGAUGCAAUCCAGUGUGGUCACAUCGACAUCGCUAGGGUGCUCCUCAGUGAACAUAGGGCUUGUCUUUCAGCAGAAGACAGCCUGGGUGCCCAGGCUCUGCACAGGGCAGCCGUCACAGGGCAGGACGAAGCCAUCCGAUUCUUGGUCUCUGAACUUGGCGUCGAUGUAGAUGUGAGAGCCACAUCAACCCACCUCACAGCACUUCAUUAUGCAGCUAAGGAAGGACAUAUAAGUACAAUUCAGACUCUUUUAUCCUUGGGAGCUGACAUCAACUCUAAAGAUGAAAAAAAUCGAUCAGCCCUGCAUCUGGCCUGUGCAGGUCAGCACUUGGCCUGCACCAAAUUUCUCCUGCAGUCAGGACUGAAGGAUUCUGAAGACAUCACGGGCACCCUAGCUCAGCAGCUCACCAAGAGAUCAGAUGUCCUUCAGGGCUCUGGCCACAGCUCAAUGACAUAAGGAUGUUUCCAAGAGGAGGCAAUAAGGCUCAUGAGUUGCUGGGAGCCUGAGUAAGACAUGGCACCUUUCGCUUUUCGGCUCAGAGAAGGCCAAAUGCAACUUUCUUCAGUCAUCCUGAAACUGGGUUCAACUGACCCCAGCCUCCUAAAUUUGACCCCAGUGAGAUCAAAAUUGUAUAUCUAAGGUACAGCAGUGACAAAGUCAGUGCCACAUCUGCACUCGCUCCCAAGGUCAGUCCCCGGGUCUGUCUCCAAAAAUGGUUGUUGAUGGCAUCACCAAUCAUUGAUUGGAAGGGUCUGAGGAUGACAGUGAAACUGACAGACAGGCCCGGAUUGAGGUGGUGCCUUCCGCCUCUGCCCUGAUCAUCACAACCCUCAGGAAUCACCAGCAGACAGACAAAAACACAGUGGAAACACCGCUUUUGAUGAGAUUAUCAACAUUGCCAACAGAUGCAACACCAGUCUUUAGCCAGAGAACUCUCUGGAACCAUUCAAGAAUUCCUGGGAACUGCCCAGUCUGUGAGCUGCAAUGUUGAUGGUAUCACAGAUGAUACCAACAGUGGAGCAGUGGAAUCCCCAGCUACUUAAAAAGUGCAAAGGAAAAUGUUUUAAGACAGGGUUAUCCGAUAAAAAAAAAAAAAAAAAAAAAAGACUGAGCACUGUGUCUGGCGUGUAGCAAAUAAUAAAUGUCAGCAAUUCUCAAAGAACCCAGGAACAGAAAGCAUUUAAUAAAAAUUAGCUCUUGGCAUAGUCUCCAUCCAUGCCCAGCAGAGCAGUCAAACGUCUUCCAGAUUCACAAGAAUUAAUUUCUCCUCCCCUGUUCCUGCUUUGCACGUUGUAGUAGUCAUCACAUGGUUCACCUUGAGUUAGAGAACUAUUUAUUUAUGUGGAGUCUUGUGUCCCUGGAGGUGAGUUUUUUGUUUUGUUUUGUUUUGUUUUGUUUUUAUGAGACAGUCGCUCUGUCUCCCGGGCUGGAGUGCAGUGGUGCGAUGUCGGCUCACUGCAAACUGUCCCCCAGGUCAAGUGAUUCAGGGGGAAACACUUGAUAUGAAUUGAUGAAUUCAGACCUGUUUGUGCACCCAGGAAACUCUCAUGACAGUCAAAGCCAUAAACACAUCCCUCACCUCCAAAAGCAGGGCAUCCAGUCUUUCGGCUUCCCUGGGCCACGUUGGAAGAAGAAUAAUUGUCUUGAGCCACACAUAAAAUACACUAACACUAAGGAUAGCUGAUGAACUUUAAAAAAAAAAAAAAAAAAACCAGGCCGGGCACGGUGGCUCAAGCCUGUAAUCCCAGCACUUUGGGAGGCUGAGGCAGGUGGAUCACGAGGUCUAGAGAUCGAGACCAUCCUGGUCAACGUGAAACCCCGUCUCUACUAAAAAUACAAAAAAUUAGCUGGGCACGGUGGCGCGUGCCUGUAAUCCCAGCUACUCAGGAGGCUGAGGCAGGAGAAUUGCCUGAACCCAGGAGGCGGAGGUUGUGGUGAGCCAAGAUCGCGCCAUUGCACUCCAGCCUGGGUAACAAGAGCGAAACUCCGUCUCAAAAAAAAAAAAAAAAAAAAAACUCACUGAUGUAAGAAUGUUUACAAAUUUGUGUUGGGCCACAUUCAAAGCCACCUGGGCCAUGGGUUGGACAAGCUUGUCCAUCUUAGUGAAUUCUAACUUUCUACCUACUAUCCCAGAGCAGCUGACUGUGGUGGAGAAAACCUCAGGCAGGGACCCUCAGCCUCCCCUAUACAGCCAGUGAACCUGCCCCAUCCUUGGCUCCAUGGGCUCUCAUGGGUCCCUGCCUCAGCCUUCCAAGUAGCUGGAAUUACAGGCACCACCACUAUGCCCGGCUAAUUUUUGUAUCUUUACUAGAGACAGGAUUUCACCAUGUUGGCCAGGCUGGUCUCGAACUCCUGACCUCAGGUGAUCCACCUGCCUCAGCCUCCCAAAGUGCUGGGAUUAUAGGAGUGAGCCACUGUACCCAGCCUGGGUCCUACCCACAAACCCCAGAAGGCUGUGCACAGCUCCUACACGUGGUACACCUUCAAGGAAUUAUUCAUGGAUUUGAAUAAGGUUAUAUAUGAUGUCAUGUACUUUAUUCUGUUUUUAGUGAGUUUAUAUUCUAAAAUAUUUGCUCCUGGUGAAGAAUAAUUCGGACAGUACAAAUAAGAUCAUUUAUUCCAAGUAGGAUCAUGUAAUCCAUACUCUUGAACUUUUAACUUAGUGCAUUGUUUCUCAUUAGUUCUUUUUGUUUUGUCAUUUCUGUGUUCUUAUUAGUUCUUAAAGAUUUACUUCAUUCUUUUUAACUUUGCAUAACGGUGCAUUCUUUCUGAUAGUCCAUCUUUCAGAUGUGCCACAAUUUGUCUAAGAUGCUUCCUAUUUCUGGACAUUUUAGGACAUUCUGCUGUUUUUUAAGUUAUUAUAAACAGCUGUGCCAUGGAUACAUCUUUGUGUCCUUCUGUGAAUGACCGGAAGAUAAAUUCCUAGAAGCAGAUCAAAGGAUCUGUGCAUUUUUUUAGGUUGCUAACUGUAUCAGUCACCCUUCAGUUAGCGGAGAGUAGCAUUCAUUCCAACCAGCUAACAUAGAAGAUUUGUUACAGGGUCCUAAUGGUGCACAGAAUUGUCAGAAGGCUUGAGCACAGAUCUCACUGAACUUUCAGGGACAAGGGACAAUAUCAAGGGUUGUACUUCAGACCUGGGCCUCAAAAAGAACUGCCCUUUCAAUCAGGAAAAUCUUUGCCAGUCUAGGAAGCUGUUGGCUCUGCUUCCAACUCCAGAAGCUUGUCUUCAUCUGCUGCAGUCAAGGCCAAAAUGAUUAGAACACUCCACAGAAAAUCACUUGCAGCCUUUGUCAGUGAAAGCAGAAACGACAGCUUUUGCCUCUACCUUCCAAAACUCAAGCCAUUAGCAGAAUCCAACUCACAUCUCAAAAUCUGGACCUACAGGAGCCUCGGGCAUGUAGCUGGUAACUUCCCUGUGUCUGCAGUGUGGGGCUCACAUGCACAGGAUGCUGGGAUGGGUCUUGAGCACCAAAGACAUCCAUAUCACUCGCUUUUGCCAAGAUUCCUUCCCAGGCAUACCCACCACCAAAGCUGCGUGGUAUCGCACUUUUUUUUUUUUUUUUUUGAGAUGGAGUCUUAUUCUGUCACCCAGGUUGGAGUACAGUGGCAGGAUCUCGGCUCACUGCAACCUCCAACACCCAGGUUGAAGCGAUUCUCCUGCCUCAACCUCCUGAGUAGCUGGGAUUACAGGCACUCACCACCACGCCUGGCUAAUUUUUUUGUACUUUUAAUAGAGAUGGGAUUUCACCAUGUUGGCCAGGCUAGUCUCAAACUGACCUCAGGUGAUCCAUCUACCUUGGCCUCCCAAAGUGCUGGGAUUAAUUACAGGCAUGAGCCACCAUGCCCAGCCAUGGUAUCACACUUUAUAUAACACUGCAUGAUUUUAAUUUUGCAUUUCACUUUUUUCUUUUUUUAGAGAAAAAAAGUCCUGCUCUGUUUCCCAGAGUGGAGUGCAGUGUUCUGACCACAGCUCACUGCAUCCUUGACCUCCUGGGCUCAAGCAGUCCUCCCGUCUCGGCCUCCUGAGCAGCUGGGACCGCAGUUAUGCACCACCUCUCCCAGCUAGUUUUUAAAAGUUUUGUAGAGAUCUCACUUUUGUAGGGGUCUCACUGUGUUGGCCAGGCUGGUCCCAAACUCAGGACUUAAGCAGUCCUUUCACCUUGGCCUCCCUAAGCCACCACACCUGACCUUGGAUUUCUAAAGAAUCAGAUUGAAUAGCUGGGCAUGGUGGCGCAUACCUGUAAUCCCAGCUACUAGGGAGGCUGAGGCAGGAGAAUUGCCUGAACCCAGGAGGCAGAGAUUGCAAUGAGCCGAGAUCACGCCACUGCACUACAGCCUGGGCAACAGCGUGAGACUCCGUCUCAAAAAAAAAAGUCAGAUUGAAGAUCUUUAGAUCUGUUUAUUGGCCAUUAUAGCUGGGCUCACUCCUGCGUUUAGUUAGCAGGUGGCUUGCUAAGCUGGUAUAGGAUGGCCUUGGCUGAACCAAGCUGGCUCUGCUCCCCAUGGUCUCUCUGUCAGGCUAGCCCAGGCUAAUUUUUCAUGACAGUGGCAGGGAUUCAAGAGAGGAAAGAAACUGGAAUGUGUUUCCAGUCUCAGCUCUGUUUGUGUAGAUGCUCCCAUCCCGUUGGCCAAAGUAAGGCAUGGCCAUGUCCAGAAUUAUUGUAGGAGGGCAGAACCCACAGCCUGGACAGAGGCCAUUGACUGGGGCCAUUAAUGAAACCAGUUCUUGCAUUAUCUUUUGAUCAUUGUUUUGUCCUGUUGAUUUGUAAGAGCCCUUUUUAUAUUGAGUUAAUUAGCUCGACACAUAAUUUCAAAUAAUGACAAAAUUUCAGUUAUACAUUUAUGAGUAAAAAAACAGACUACAGCACAGCAGAAAUAAUCUCCUAUUAGAGCUCCUUUUAAAAAAAGCUCUUGAAUAGAUACAGGCAUACACAGGCACUCACUAAAAUGCUGGGAGGGGGAUGGCACAGAUUCUUUGGAUAUGAUAGGGUGUUUCUAGACUACAGCAUGUGGGAACUUUAAAGAACUCUCGGAGUUCUAGAGCUUCCACCUGUGCCAGCCUACUAUAUGCAUCGUCUUUAUUUUUCCCAGUGUUGCUGAAAAUCAAUAACUAGCUAAAAGUGAAAUGAGCGCAAAAGAUGGAACAAAAUCCAGCUUGUGGCUUAUCCUGCCCCUUGAACACACAGCUGCGGUCUACCUCAGCCUUUCCUCUCUUCCAGCUGAUGCAGACUGACUUAGAUAAUUCCAUUUUGUGAUUUAAUAUCAGAUGGAGGUGGGGAAGCUGAGGCUGGAGGAUGGCUUAGCCCAGGAGUUCACAGCUGCAGUGAGCUAUGAUCACACCACUGCACUCCAGCCUAGGUGACUGUCUCAAAAUAAAGACCAAAAAAUAAUGGAGUAAACCAAAGUUUAUUUUCUUUCCCGCAUAAGAGUCUGGGCAUACCCAACUACAGAUGAGCUCAGCCGGCCCCAGGUGUCAGCCACCCAGGCUCCUGCUGCUGCUUGUUCUGCUCUCCUGAGUAGAUUGCCAUCUUCCGUGUAGUCCAAGAUUGCUCCCCAACCUGUGGAGGGGAGUAAGAAUGAAGGGAGUACCAGGUGUGGUGGCUCACGCCUGUAUUCCCAGCACUCUGGGAGGCCGAGGCAGGUGGAUCACUUGAGGCUAGGAGUUUGAGACCAGACUGGCCAACAUGGUGAAAUCUUGUCUCUACUAAAAAUACAAAAAUUAGCCAGGUGUGGUGGCACACACCUGUACUCCCAGCUACUUGGAAGGUUGAGGCAGGAGAAUCCUCUGAAUCUGGGAGGCAGAGGUUGCAGUGAGCUAAGAUCGCACCCCUACACUUCAGCCUGGGAGAUAGAGUGAGACUCUGUCUAAAAAAAAAUGUGAAAGGGAGGCCAUGCUUGCCCCUUUUUUUUUUUUUCAGAAGGCACCAUAGAUCAUUUCUGUUCAUAUCCUAUUGAUCAUAGAUCCCUCAUAUAACUGCUAGAAGAAAAUGGAAAUUUAGGACCAGUUCAGGGCUUUGCCAUAUACCCUUAUCAGAGGUGCCUUGAUUGAGACUGGGGACAAUUACGUGUGUAAGUCUUUGCUGCUAUCCCCACCCUCCCCUAACACAUACAUCCUCCUUAACCUCAGAUUUUAAAGUCUUAGAGACCAGAAAGCAAAACUUAUUUCUAGACAUGAAGUUGUAAGGGACGUGAGAGCAAUCUGUGAAGAUGGCAUUCAGAGCACAGAACAAGGUCCCAUAGCCAUGUAGGGUAUUAGUCCCCCACGGCGAUGCUCCAAGUGACCUCAUGCAGGUCACACUCCGUGCCUCUCAGGGUCCUGGUAAACAAUGGGCAAAAUGGCGCCUCCUUCCCAGGUUUACUGUGAAGGUAACUUGAGUUGGUGGGUGUCAGAUCCUGGGGUCCAGGUCCAGCCCAUGCUGAAGUCCGAGGGGAGUAGGUAGAUGAACAGAAACACUGGUGGGUAAAGGCCGUAGGCACGUGAAUAUGGUUUUGUUCAGAAGCAGCCAUCUCAUCAACAGCUUUUUAUUAGCAGCUUACUCACAUUAGCUCUCUCACACUGUCCACUUUUAUCUGGCUGUUUGCUUCAGCUCUGUGGCUCCUGCGACUCCCAAGUUUGCAGCUGCACAGCCGGCUCUCCCUUACCUUCAGAGUCAGCAGCUUAACUCUGGCACAAGCAAGCCAUGCUGUGUCUGGGCUCCCACCUGUCUGUCUACCAGAUGGACAGUUUUGGCUAUCUCUCUUCCUCCGGGCACCAGCGCAUCCACCACAUCAAGCCAUGUUGAGCUGAGCCCCAAGAGCACCUGUACAGUGUCAGCAGGGCAGUUAUACCUUUUACCAACAAUAGUGGCUCAGAGCCAAGUAUGAAUUUACACAGACAAGUUAUAUAACAAGUGAAGGUGUGCGCCUACGUGCCAAACUCGCUGAGUCAUGCAGGCCUAGAUCUCUGCCUCAGCCUAUACCUUGACCAAAGCACAUCCGUGUACCUUACAGUGUGCCUGACGCUUGGUCAAGCACAGGCACCCACCACGCAUGAGCCAUUGUUAGCAUUAGUAACAGAAGCACCAGGUGAGCCUCUUUGGCUUAAUGGGAGAGUCAUCAAAGGUGAAUGAAAAUCAUCAGGUUAGCAGCAGCCCAAGACCAAGAGGAAGGACUGAACUGAAGAAAGCAGUGAGACCAUUUGUAGCCCUUGUUCCUAGUCUCUCUUUCUCCUUCCCUCCCUGGGGACGUAUGUCCUUAGCCCUUGGGUGUCUCCAUUGUCUUUAUCAAAAAGAAAACUAGAUUUCAGUCCUUGUUCAUGCUAAGGUGCUAAUGAAAAAAUUUCAAAUUUUACCAAUCCCUGAGUUUUCUGUAUUUUUUUUUUUUUUUGAGACAAUUUCACUGUCACGCUGGAGUGGAGGGGUGUGAUCUCAGCUCAAUGCAAUCUCUGAAUCCUGGGCUCAAGCGAUACUCCUACCUGAGCCACCCAGAUAACUGGGACCACAGGCAUACAUUACCACACCUAGCUAAUUUUUUUUUUUUUUUUUAGUAGAGACAGGGUUUCACCAUGUUGCCUAGGCUGGUCUUGAACUCCUAGGCUCAAGUGAUCUGCCCACCUCAGCCUCCAGAGUGCUGGGAUUACAAGCAUAAGCCAUCAUGCCCAGCCAAUUGACUGCAUUUUAACAAAAAUCAAAUUAUUAAACCAAAAAAAUGAAGCUCUCAAGAUGAAAUGAAUGCAUCAUUAAAAACAUAAAGAAGUCUGGGUGCGGUGGCUCACGCCUAUAAUCCCAGCACUUUGGGAGGCCGUCGGAUCACGAGGUCAAAAGUUCGAGACCAGCCUGACCAACAUGGUGAAACCCCAUCUCUACUAAAAAUGCAAAAAAAUUAGCCGGGCAUGGUGGCCAAGCCUGUAAUCCCAGAUACUCAGGAGGCUGAGGCAGGGGAAUUGCUUGAACUAAGGAAGUGGCGGUUGCAGUGAGCUGGGAUCACUCCACUGCACUCCAGCCUAGGUGACAGAGCGAGACUCGGUCUCAAAAAAUAAAAAGUAAAAAAAAAAAAAGUAAACAUAAAUAUUUUCAAAACUGUAUUUUAUCUGGGCCUUCCUCUGUAUCUUUAUUUUUUAUUUAUUUAUUUUUUUGAGACAGAGUCUCCUUCUGUUGCCCAGGCUGGAGUGCAGUGGCACAACCUCGGCUCACACUUCAACCUCUGCCUCCUGGGUUCAAGCCAUUCUCAUGUCUCAGCCUCCUGAGUAGCUGGGAUUACAGGUGCCUUAUGCCUGCCACCACACCCAGCUAAUUUUUCUAUUUUUAGUAGAGACGGGGUCUCACCAUUUGGACAGGCUUGUCUCAAACUGAUCUCAAGCGUUCCAUCCGCCUCAGCCUCCAAAGUAUUGGGAUUACAGGCGUGAGCUACUGUGGCUACUCUGUAUCUUUAUAAUUAAGACACUUUCUGUUCCUUUUAUGACUACAUCUUGUUAAUUCCGCGUCUCAAAUAGUUCCACAUUCUCCAGGCAAGCUCCAGCCAUCGUUUGCUUUUUCCAUGUACUGUGGCUGCACAGCAAAUUAACCCCCAAAUGUAGCCUCGCAAAGCAGCCUUUUGUUAUGCUCAUGGAGGCUGUGUAUAAGAAUUCAGACAGGGUCCAGCAUGGAUGCCUUGUCCCUGCUCCCAGGGACUGGAGAUUGCAGCUAGAAGAUUGGAAGACUCAAAUCACUCGUGUCUACCAAAUGAUGCUGGCUGGCGACCUCAGUUCCUCCUCAUAUGGGCCUCUCCCUGGGUCUCUGGAUAUGGGCCAAUGUGAGCUGAGAGAGACGGGGAUGGAGCACCAGGCAAUCAUUGCCUAGCUCUUUUUUUUUUUGGAGACAGGGUCUCAUUCUGUUGCCCAGGCUGGAGUGCAGUGGCACAAUCUCGGCUUACUGCAACCUCUGCCUCCCUGGUUCAAGCAGUUCUCUUGCCUGAGCCUCCCAAGUAGCUGGAACUACAGGUGGGUGCCACCACGCCCAGCUAGUUGUUUCUGUAUUUUUAGUAGAGAUGGGUUUUGCCAUAUUGCCCAGGCUGGUCUCAAACUCCUGACCUCAGGUGAUCUGCUGAACUUGGCCUCCCAAAGUGCUAGGAUUACAGGUGUGAGCCACCAUGCCCAGCCUCUUAGCCUCACAGUCUUGCUUUGAAAGUUAUACAGCAUGUGGUUCCAUAGUGUAGUGGUUAUCACAUCUGCUUUACAUGCAGAAGGUCCUGCUGGGUUCCAUUUUUAGUGGAACCACAUUGUGGUUUAUUGUUUCCCUGGCCAGGCGCACUGGCUCACACCUGUAAUCCUAGCACUUGGGGAGCAUUGCACUCCAGCCUGGACAACGAGUAAAACAUCUCAAAAAGAAAGUUAUACAGCAUCGCUUUGCCACAUCCAUUUGUCAAGGCAUCAAAAACUCUCACCCAGGUUCAAGGGGAAAGAAGUAGACUCUACCUCUUGAUGGGAGUGAUAAGGUUCUGGAGGAACGGGGGACUAGAAAAGUGGAGCACCUUCCAGACAUGGGCUCUGCCAUGUUUCCAUUGCCUGAAUUACUGAGAAUGGCCUCAUCACUGACCUUGCUACUUCCUUUUUUUUUGUUCUUGAGAUGGAGUCUCACUCUGUCGCCAGGCUGGAUUGCAGUGGCGCAAUCUCAGUUCACUGCAACCUCUGCCUCCCAGGUUCAAGACAUUCUCCUGCCUCAGCCUCCCAAGCAGCUGGAACUACAGGCGCCCACCACCACGCCUGGCCAACUUUGGUAUUUUUUUUAGUAGAGGUGGGAUCACAGUUUUGGCCAGGCUGGUCUCAAACUCCUAACCUCAAAUGAUCCCCCCACCUUGGCCUCCUAAAGUGCUGGAAUUAUAGGCGUGAGCCACCACACCCGGCCUACUUCCACUUUUGUACUUCAGUUCCUGUGACUCUCACAGAGCAGCCUGGGAAAGCCCGAAGCAGAUAAGCUUGUGCCCCUCCUGCCUCCUACUUCUCAGGAUAGAAACCGCCGAGGCAGCCGGGGGACAGCCCAGGCCUUCUUUCAGUUCCUCAAACAAAACAGACCAACCUGGUUUCCUUCCACCUCAGUGUCUUCCUGGAAAUUUCUUUUCUCAACUUGUCAUGAGGACUCCUGUUCGCCCUUCUCGACCCAGCCUGAAUGUCUCUCCCUAGACAGACGCCAUAGCUGAUCCCACUCUAAAAGCCCUUCCUGAAAUCUUGUCACUUGUGCCAACAUGGAUGAAGCUGCAGGACCUGAUGUUAGGUGAGGCGAGCCAGACACGGACAGACAAACACUGUAAGACUCACUCAUAUGUGGCAUCUAACAACAGCAAACCUGGCGGGACACAGUGACUCACGCCGGUAAUCCCAGCACUUUGGAAGGCUGAGGCAGGUGGAUCACCUGAGGUCAGGAGUUUGAGAACAGCCUGGCCAAAUGGAGAAACCCUGUCUCUACUGAAAAUACAAAACUUAGCUGAGCUAAUUACACCUGUAAUCCCAGCUACUCGGAAGGCAGAGGUUGCAGUGAGCCAAGAUUGCAUCGUUCACUCAAGCCUAGGUAACGAGUGAAACUCUCAAAAAUAAAUAAAUAAAUAAAUAAUUUAAAUAAACAUAUAUUUUUAAAUAAUAAAAACAGCAAACCCAUAGAAGCAGAGAAUUGAAUGGAGGUCUCCAGGGCUGGAGGGUGGGGAGAAAAGGGAGAUGUCAAUCAAAGGGUAUGUGCUUUCAGCUAUGUGAGGUGAGUACGUCCUGGAGACCUGCUGCACAUUAAAGCAGUGCUUAAUGCGACAUGGGAGUUUGCUAUACUUAGAAGUUUACUAAGAUGGUAGCUCUCCUGUUAAGGGUUUGACUUAGUCCAUUCAGGCUGCUAUAACAAAAUACCAUAAACUGGGUGACUUGUAAACCAAGAAUCGGCCUGACACGGUGGCUCACCCCUGUAAUCCCAGCACUUUGGGAGGCUGAAGUGGACGGAUUACCUGAGGUCGGGAGUUCGAGACCAACCUGACCAACAUGGAGAAACCUCGUCUCUACUGAAAAUGCAAAAUUAGGCAGGCAUGGUGGCACCUGCCUGUAAUCCCAGCUACUUGGGAGGCUGAGGCAGGAGAAUCACUUGAACCCAGGAGGCAGAGGUUGCGGUGGGCCAAAAUCACACCAUUGCAUGCCACCCUGGGCAACAAGAGCGAAACUCCAUCACAAAAAAAAACAAAAACAACAAAACACAGAAUCUUAUUUCUCACAAGAACUCCAAGAGGAACAUGUUGGCAGAUUUGGUGUCUGUUGCGGGCUUGCUGACUAGUUCAUUGAAGGUGCCUUCUCACUGUGUUCUCACAUGGUGCAAAGGGCAAGGGAGCCCUCUCUGGCCUGUCUUAUAAGAAUACUAACCCCAGCCAGCCUUGAUGGCUUAUGCCUGUACUCCCAGCACUUUGGGAGGUCAAGGCAGGUGGAUCACCUAAGGUCAGGAGUUCAAGACCAGUCUAGCCAACAUGAUGAAAUCCCAUCUCUACUAAAAAUACAAAAAAUUGGCUGGAGGUGGUGGCAGGCACCUAUAGUCCCAGCUACUCAGGAGGCUGAGGCAGAAGAAUUGCGUGAACCUGGGAGGUAGAGGUUGCAGUGAGCCGAGAUCGCACGAUUGCACUCCAGUCUGGUUGACAAGAGGGAAACUGUAUCUCAAAAUAAAUAAAUAAACAAUAUAAAGUUUUAAAAAUGAUUAACAAUCAGAACUGGGUGCAGUGGCUUACACCUGUAAUUCCAGCACUUUGGGAGGCUGAGCUAGGCAGAUCACAAGGUCAGGAGUUUGAGACCAGCCUGACCAACAUGGUGAAACCCCAUCUCUACUAAAAACACAAAAAUUAGUCGGGUGGGUGUGGUGGCGCAUGCCUGUAAUCCCAGCGACUUGGGAGGCUGACACAGGAGAAUCGCUUGGCAGAGGUUGCAGUGAGCUGAGGUUACAGUGAGCUGAGAUCGCACCGAGCUGAGAUCGCACCGCUGCACUCCAGCCUCUUGCUCGGGACAGAGCAAGAGUCCCGAGUUUUUUUUUAGUUCAGUCUCAAAAAAAACUUUGAGGAGGGAGGAUCGUUUGAGCCCAGAGUUUAAGACCAGCCUGGGCAACAUAGCAACACCCAUCUCUACAAUAAAUAAAUAAAUAUUAAUAAAUAAAAGCAGGCCCUUCCUGACAAGUUCUCUCAGCACUCUGUAACAUUCCUUCCAGGUAUUUUUUUUUUUUUUUUUUUUAAAGACAGGGUUUCACCAUGUUGGCCAGGCUGGUCUUGAACUCCUGACCUCAGGUGAUCCGCAUGCCUCCGCCUCCCAAAGUGCUGAGACUACAGGCAUGAGCCACCACGCUUGGCCUUUCCUUCUGGGUAUUAACUAUAUUUGUUCAUAUGGUUUUUUAAUAACAUCCUUCUUUCCUACAAAACUGGAAAUUCCCCAAGGCAUGUCCAUGCCUGGUAUGUGCUAGGCGUGGAGGAGAUCCUCUGUGGAUGUUUGUUGAAUGAACAAAUGAUACGGGAGAGGAGCAGCAGACAGAGUCUGUCUUCACCUUCAAGAAUCAACCUCUAGGCCAGGCACCAUGGCUCACGCCUGUAACCCCAGCACUUUGGGAGGCUGAGGUGGGUGGAUCACCCGAGGUCAGGAGUUUGAGACCAGCCUGACCAACAUGGUGAAACCCCAUCUCUAAAUAAAUAAAUAAGAAUCAACCUCUAAAGAAGAGCCAGGGCCAGGGGCGCUGGCUCACCCCUGUAAUCCCAGCACUUUGGGAGGCUGAGGUGGGUGGAUCACCUGAGGUAAGUCAGGAGUUUGAGAACUGCUUGGCCAACAGAGCAAAACCCCAUCUCUACUAAAAAUACAAAAAAAUUAGCUGGGCAUGGUGGCAGGUACCUGUAAUCCCAGCUACUAUGGCUAAGGCAGCAAAAUUGCUUGGUAAAACCCCAUCCCUACCAAAAAUAAAAUCAGCUGAGAGUGGUGGCAGGUUCCUGUAAUUCCAGCUACUAAGGCAGGAGAAUUGCUUGAACCUGGCAGGCAGAGGUUGAAGUGAGCUGAGAGCACGCCAUUGCACUCCAGCCUGGGCAACAGGAGCGAAACUCCGUCUCAAAAACAAAAGAAGAGCCAGGGCCAGGCACAGGGGCUCCCACCUGUACCUCAGCAACUGGGGAGACCGCGGCAAGAGGAUUACUUGAGCCCAGGAAUUUGAGAUCAGCCUGGGCAACAUAGAGACCCUGUCUCUACAAAAUAUGCAAAAUUAACCAGGCAUGGUGGUACACACCUGUGGUCCCAGCUAGUCAGGAGACUGAAGCAGGGGGAUCACUUGAACCCAAGUCCAGGCUGCAGUGAGCUGUGAUUGUGCCACUGCAUUCCAGCCUGGAAGACAGAGCAAUACUCUAAUAAUACUAACAACAAUAAUAACACAAGAAGAGCAAGAUUGGUGUCACCAUAAGACAAGUGCAGUGUGAUAAGUGCUAGCAGAGAGCUAGAAAGGCAAGGCUGGAAGGGAAGUCUUCCUGGAGGAAGUGGUAUGCAGGCCAGGACUUGAGGAAUAGGAAGGAAGUUGAUUGGCAAAGAAGUUGGGCAGCUCUUUUUUUGAGCAGAGUCAAGACGUGGAUGUGAUAGCAUGAGACUCAGCUGAUAGGUAAGUUGCCAGCCCCCCAGUUAUGUUUGAAUUUCAGGUAAGCAAUGAAUUAUUUUUUAUUGCAGAAAACCUACUUAUGCUGAAUAAGUAUUUGUGGCGUGCUUUUGUGCCACUGCACUCCAGCCUGGGGGACAGAGAAAGACUCAGGAAAAAAAAAAAAAAAAUUUAAGACCUAAAAACCAUCCAAUGCAGUUGAUGCUCAGCAAAGCUCAAUAAUUUGAGAUGACAGAGAUGAAGGUCCCAAAAUAUGGCUGGCCUCCUGCCCUCUUAGUGAACAGAGCGUCGCCUUCUCCUAUGUUCAUAUUGAACAAGGUUUUAUUUUUAUUGUUGUUGUUUUUGUUUUUUUGAGACAGAGUCUCGCUCUGUCGCCCAGGCUGGAGUGUAGUGGUGCAGUCUUGGCUCACUGCAUCCUCCACCUCCUGGAUUCAAGCAGUUCUCGUGCCUCAGCCUCAUGAGUAGCUGGGAUUAUUGCACCACCAUGCCUGGAUAAUUUUUAUGUAUUUUAGUAGAGACAGGUGUUUCACUGUGUUGGCCAGGCUGGUUUCAACACCUGGUCUCAAGUGAUCUGCCUGGCUCAGCCUCCCAAAGUGUGGGGAUUAUAGGCAUGAGCUGCCUCACUCGGCCUGUCUCAUAAUUUUAUUUACGUGGCAACCCUAGAUGAGAUGUUAAUUCACAUGGCAAAUUUGGCCUUUUCUGAAAGGGCAUAAAUGAAUUUGAUUUCUUAGCUGAACACACACACACAAAAGAGUUGAACUGAAUUUGGAGCCCAGAUUCUCAAUUGUUGCUGAAAGAAUCAACCUCAAAAUCUCAGGAACUUAGCAGAGUAAAGGUUUGUUUCUCAUUUGUGAAACGUCUGAUGCGGAUGUUCUUGGUUCAUAGGUUUUCUGAACAGUUUUCUAGUAAGCGAUAAACUCAAGGGCACAGGCUCCUUCAGCUGUACGGUGUCACCAGCUCAGACUCCUUGGCUUCCAGUCACACAAACUGGGGAAAGAGACAGCAGGAGCUCUCACACGGUCCUUCUGUGGGCCGGCCUGCCAAUGGCCUCAACUCUGGCCACGUUCCAUUAGCAACACUAGCUGUGUGACUCCGCCCAGACGCUGGGAGGGACUAGAAAUGUCAUCUUCCUGUGUGUCCCAGGGCUCUGGGCAGUCAAGGACAGGUUGGUAGAAUGGAUGGACCCAGGCUUGGGCACCAGAGAGCUCUGUGUUUAAAUCACAGCCUGGCUAGGUGCAGUGGCUUACGCCUAUAAUCCUAACACUUUGGGAGGCUGAGGGGGAAGGAUCACUUGAGCCCAGGAGUUCAAGACCAGCCUGGGGAACAUAGUAAGACCCUGUCUCUACAAAAGAAUUUAAAAGUAGGCCGGGUGCAGUGGCUCAUGCCUGUAAUCCCAGCACUUUGGGAAACAGAAGUUGAGGGGAUCACCUGGGUCAGGAGUUCAAGACCAGCCCGACCAACAUGGUAAAACCUCGUCUCUACAAAACAUACAAAAAUUAGCUGGGUGUGGUGGCGGACAUCUAAAAUCCCAGCUACUUGGGAGGCUGAGGCAGGAGAAUCACUUAAAUCUGGGAGGCAAACAUUGCAGGGAGCCAAGAUCGUGCCACUGCACUCCAGCCUGAUUGAACAACAGAGCAAAAAAAGAAAGAAAAAUUAGCCAGGCAUGGUGCAUGCUUGUAGUCCCAGCUACUUAGGAGGCUUAAGGAGUAAGGAUCGCCUGAACCCAGGAAGUCAAGGCUGUAGUGUGCCACUGCAUUGCAGCCUGGGUGACAGGAGUGACACCCUGUAUCCAAAAAAUAAUAAUAAAUAAAUAAAUUACAGCCCAGGUGAAUUAGCCCCUUACUUUCAACCUUCUCAUUUGUAAAAAGGUCACAAUACCUACCUUGCCACGUGGCCAUGAGAGGAAAGACCUGGCACACAGAACGCACAUGAUGACAAGUUGUUACUAUAGUAUUAUUUUGUUUGUAAUCUGUCAUUUACUUCCAUGGUUUGCUGGUCAGGGGGCGGGGGCAGGUCUUGGUUUACCCAGUAGGAACACAGAGCAGUAGUAUCGAAUUUUUUUAUGUCAUAGAUUUAAGACCUAGGCCAGGCGCAGUGGCUCAUUCCUGUAAUCCCAGCACUUUGGGAGGCCGAGGCAGCAGGUGGAUCACCUGAGGUUAGGAGUUCAAGACCAGCCUGGCCAAUAUGGCCAAACCCCGUUUCUACUAAAAAUACAAAAAUUAGCCAUGCCUAUAGUCCCAGCUACUGGGGAGUCUGAGGCAGAAGGAUUCCUUACAGCUGGGUGCAGAGGUUGCAGUAAGCUGAGAUUGUGCCACUGCUCUCCAGCCUGGGCGGCAGAGCAAGACUCUUGUGUCAAAAAAAAAAAAAGAUUUAAGACCUAAAAAAUCAUCCAAUGCAAUUGAGGUUCAGCAAAGCUCAAUAACUUUUCUGAGAUCACAGGGAUGAGAGGCCCAAAAUACAGCUGGCCUUCUGCCCUCUUAGUAAACAGAGCGUUACUUCUCCAAAUGUUCACACUGCCACCCGGCCCUUUUCCACAUAAAGAGAUCAGGCCGUGCUUCCUACUUCUUUCAAACAGUUGGGAAGUUUUCUUUCUAGCUCUUAAAUAUCAGUGACAAUUAUGCCUAAGCUGGAAUUUUAAUUUCCCAUUCAAGUUUCCUGAAUAUAGUACAGUAAAAGAAAACCCUAGAAAUUUACUGACCUUUUCUUGUUGGCUUGACACCAUGCUUGACUUCUCAGUGGGGCUGGAUUUCCCCUCUGGGGUCUGACUCACAUUUUCCAGCACACACAGCACCGCGUUCAAUAACAACCAGAUACUUUUACUGCUCAGAUAUUAAUCUGGACCAAAAGUGGGUUGCUAAUGAUGAUGACAAUUGAACGGCAUGGACCACAUUUUCCCCCGCUUUGUAUUUCUGUUUUCAACUUGGUUUCAUUUUGCCAUGACGAAAGAACUUGCUGACCUGACAUGGUGGCUCACACCUGUAAUCCCAGCACUUUGGGAGGCUGAGGGGAGCAGAUCACUUGAGCCCAGGGGUUCGAGACCAGCCUAGGCAACAUGGUAAAACCCAUCUGUGCAAAAAAUACAACUGUAGGCGUGGUAAUUUGUGCCUGUAGUUCCAUCUACUUGGGAGGCUGGGCUGGGAGGAUCACUUGAGCCCAGGUGACUCCUGUCACCCCAGGCUGCAGUGCAGUGGCACAAUCUCACCGCAUUGCAGCCUCAACUUCCCAGGCUCAGGCAAUCCUCCCUCCUUAGCCUCCUGAGUAGCUGGGACUACAAGCGUGCUCCACCAGGCCUAGCUAUUUUUUUUUUUUUUUUGAGUCCAAGAGAUGGAGGUUGCACUGAGCUGAGACAAAGUCACUACACUCCAGCCCAAGGGACAGAGUGAGACCCUGUCUAAAAAAAAAAUUUUUUUUAAAGCCAGGCACAGUGGCUUAUGCCUGUAAUCCCAGCACUUUGGGAGGCUGAGGCAUCUGGAUCACUUGAAGUAGGGAGUUCAAGACCAGCCUGGCCAACAUGGUGAAAACCCAUCUCUACUAAAAAUAUAAAAAUUAGCUGGGCUUGGUGAUGGGUGCCUAUAAUCCCAGCUACUCAGGAAGCUGAGGCUGGAGAAGCACUUAAACCCAGGAGGCAGAGGCUGCAGUGAGCUGAGAUUGUACCAUUGCACUCCAGUCUGAGUCACAAAGCGAGACUCUUGUUUGUUUUUGAGAUGGAGUUUUGCUCUUGUUACCCAGGCUGGAGAGCAAUGGCGCGAUCUCGGCUCACCAAAACCUCCGCCUCCUGGGUUCAGGCAAUUCUCCUGCCUCAGCUUCCUGAGUAGCUGGGAUUACAGGCACACGCCACCAUGCCCAGCUAAUUUUUCGUAUUUUUAGUAGAGACGGGGUUUCACCAUGUUGACCAGGAUGGUCUCGAUCUCUUGACCUCAUGAUUCACCCGCCUCAGCCUCCCAAAGUGCUGGGAUUACAGGCGUGAGCCACCGUGCCCGGCGACUCUGUUUCAAAAAAAAAAGAAAAAAAUUAGGCUGAGCAAGGUGGCUCACACCUGUAAUCCCAGCACUUUGGGAGGCCGAGGUGGGUGGAUUGCCUGAGCUAAGGAGUUCAAGACCAGCCUGGACAAUAUGGCAAAACCCUAUCUCUAUUAAUAAUACAAAAAUUAUCCAGGUAUGGUGGUGCACAACUGUAGUCCCAGCUACUUGGGAGGCUGAGAUGGGACAAUAGCUUGAACCUGGGAGGCGGAGGUUGCAGUGAGCUGAGAAUGCACCAGUGCACUCCAGCCUUGGUGACAGAGCAAGACUCUAUCUCAAAAAAAAAAAAAAAAAAAACUUAGGAGGCUGACCUGGCAGUGACCCCACAGCAGACCCUGAACUCAUGGGACUGUAGAGCAGAGCUCCCAAGGCCAGCUCUGCACUGCCUGGUUUCACUUAUCUUUACCACAUUUUCCCAAGUGACAAGAGUAGGGUCAGGGAGAGAGAAGCAACUGACUGCUGAUCAUUCAUCUAUCAGAUGCCCCAGCUUUGUGACCUAUUACAACAACCCUGGCUGAUUUAUUUUGUGGGCCUUUCCCAUCUACCAGCAUCCAAAAUGAGACAAGCUUAAAAACUCCUUUCAGACCUUAGAGGUAAAUAGUAAUUUCCUCUUUUCACCCAAAGAUGAAGGGGUCCACUUCAUAGGCAAAUCAUUUUGCAGGCUUUGGGAGAUGUCCUUCAACAUGUUUCACCCACAAACGUCUGGAACCAGCUCUUCUUCUGUACAGGUUAUUUUCAGCACGUAGCAAAAUGCCAUUCUGUAGCUCAGGAAUUUCCACCAGGCUGCCCAUGUUGUCACAGGGCAAAUGACUACACAGAUUGUCCUCCUGCGCAGGUUGGCAAGGAAAGAUCUUCAAUGGUAUGUUAUCAGUGAAACACCUAUUCCUGUAGUAAGGCUCAAAAAUACCUUUGAUCAAAAUUAGAGUAGGCUGGCCAGGCGCAGUGGCUCACACCUGUAAUCCCAGCACUUUGGGAGGCUGAGGCGGGCAGAUCAUGAGGUCAAGAGAUAGAGACCAUCCUGGCCAACAUGGUGGAAACCCCUUUCUACUAAAGAUACAAAAAUUAGCUGGGUGUGGUGGCGCAUGCCUAUAGUCCCAGCUAUUCAUGAGGCUGAAGCAGAAGAAUCGCUCGAACCCAGGAGGUGGACAUUGCAGUGAGCCAAGAUUUGCACCACUGCACUCCAGCCUGGUGACAGAGCAAGACUCUGUUUCAAAAAAAAAAAAAAAAAUUAGACCAGGCUUAUGAUUUUUUGUGGGGGGUGGGGGGCACAGUGUCUCACUUUGUUGGCCAGGCUGGAGUUCAGUGGUGCAAUUAUACAGCUCCCUGCUUGAGACCUCUGGGGCUCAAGCAAUCCUCCUGCUUCAGCCUGUUUAGUAGCUGGGACUACAGGCACAUGCCACUGUACCUGGCUAACUUUUUUUAUUUUUAGUAGAGACAGGGUCUCCCUAAGUUGCCCAGGCUGGUCUUGAACUCCUGAGCUCAAGCAAUCCUCCCACCUCAGCUUUCCAAAGUGUGGUGAUUUCAGGCAUGAGCCACUGGUGCCUGGCUUGAGGUUUAUGAUUUAAAGUGUGUAUUUAGAGCAAAUAUUGUAAAAGGCGGUCCCUCAAGAAGAAGUGAAAUCAUAGUCUCUUGGUCUGCUUCUGUCUCCAAAGAGGGAGGAGCAAAGGUCCUGAGUGAUGUGGUUCCUUUGGGCUGAGCUUCGUGGAAGAUGAGAAGAUUAGAAACCACCGGCCUGAAAACGGGGGUUUCCUAGGACAAUCAAGACUCACAUUUGACUAUUCUUUUUUUAUUAUUAUUAUAUGAGAGCUUCUCAUUUUAUCUCCUCUGAAGUUAACUAGCCUUUCUGACUACCAAACACAGCUAAACGAUAGCUAGCUAGCUAGCUAGCUAGAUAGAUAGGUAGAUAUAGCUUCUGUGUCCCCUACACAGAGAAGAGAGAAGGAGAGAAGGAAAUUAUUACUUAUGCAGAUGAAAGUGGUCAGCUGGGAAGAUCUCACAUUUUCACUUAGCAGAUAGCGGGGAGGAGCUAUUUUGAUAAUACAGCUUCUCUUUCCAUGGUGAAAGAUAGAUAACUUCUUCAAAGCUAAAAAAAAAAAGCUAAAUACAGUUCUGAUUUAAAAUUUAAUAUGUGUGGCUAGGCGCGGUAGCUUACUCCUGUAAUCCCAGUACUUUGGGAGGCCAAGGUGGAUGGAUCACAAGGUUAGGAGUCGAAGACCAGCCUGGCCAAACCCCGUCUCUACUAAAAAUACAAAAAUCAGCCAGCCAUAGUGGUGGGCGCCUGUAAUCCCAGCUACUAGGGAGGCUGAGGCAGGAGAAUCGCUUGAACCUGGAAGGCGGAGAUUGCUGUGAGCCGAGAUUGCACCACUGCACUCCAGCCUGGGUGACAGAGGGAGACUCAGUCUCAAAAAAUUAAAUAAAUAAAUAAACAAACUACCCCAAAAAAGAUAGCUAAAAUAAGUGAUUUACAGUUUUUUGUGUCGUUUCGUUUUGUCUGAGACAGGGUCUCACUCUGUCUCCUAGGCUGGAAUGCAGUGGUGCCAUCUUGGCUCACUGCAACCUCCGCUUCCUGGGUUCAGUCAGUUCUCCUGCCUCACCCUCCUGAGUAGUUGGGAUUACAGGCACACGCCACCACACUCGGCUAAUUCUUUUGUAUUUUUAGUAGAAAGGAGGUUUCACCAUGUUGGCCAGGCUGGUCUCAAAUUCCUGACCUCAGGUGAUCCACCCACCUUGGCCUCCCAAAGUGCUGGGAUUACAGGAGUGAGCCACUGUGCCCGGCUGAGCAUCUUUGCAUGACCUCAUUGGCCAUUUAUAUAUCUCAAUUGGAAAAAUGUCUAUUCAGAUCCUUUGCCUAUUUUUUAAUUGCAUUUUUUGUUUGUCUGCUUUUGAGACAGAGUCUUGCUCUGUGACCCAGGCUGGAGUACAGUGGCACUACGUUGGCUCACUGCAACUUCCACCUCCCGGAGUAAAGCAAUUCUUUUGCCUCAGCCUCCCAAGUAGGCUGGGACUACAGGUGCUUGCCAACAUCCUGGCUAAUUUUUGUAUUUUUAGUAGAGACAGGGUUUCACCAUAUUGGCCAGGGUGGUCUCAAACUCCUGACCUGAAGUGAUCUGCCCACCUCAAUUUCCCAAAGUGCGGGGAUUAUAGGUGUGAGUCACCGUGCCUGGCCACAUUAUCUUUUUAACUAUUGAAUUGUAAGCCUUCUGGAAGCUUUUCCUUCCUUCCUGUCUUCAUUCCUUAAUGUUUUUCUCACACACACACAAAGAAAGCACUGAAAAAGAUAGCUAAAAUACAGUGCCUGAGCUCAAGGGUCUCACAUCUAAUGGAGGAGCUAAAUGCUAAAGAAGGAGCAAUUUGUGUUAGGGAUGGGGGAUCUGGUCGGGCUUCACACAAGAUGAAAUAGUUUGGGUCUGUGUCCACCAAACCUCAUGUUGAAUAGUAAUCCCCAAUGUUGGAGGUUGGGCCUGCUGGGAGGUGUUUGGGUCAUGUGGGUGGAUCCCUCACAGUAGUGAGUGAGUUGUCAUGAGAUCUGGUUGUUUAAAAAUGUGCCCUCCGCCACCGCUCCCUCUCCCGCCACGUCAGUUGCCUGCUCCCCUGCACCUUCCAACAUGAUUUGAAGCUUCCCGAAGCCUCCGCAGAAGUUGUGGCCAGUGCUAUGCUACCUGUACAGCUUGCAGAACCAAGAGCCAAGUGAACCUUGUUUCUUAUAAAUUAUGCAGUCUCAGGCCGGGCGCCGUGGCUCAUGCCUGUAAUCCCAGCACUUUGGGAGGCCAAGGCUGGUGAAUCAUGAGGUCAGUAGUUUGAGACCAGCCUUGCCAACAUGGUGAAACCCCAUCUCUACUAAAAAUACAAAAAAUUGCCGGGCACAGUGGCGCGUGCCUGCUCGGGAGGCUGAGGUGGGAGGAUCACUUGAGCCCAGGAGUCCUGGGCUCUAGUGCGCUAUGCUGAUCGGGUAUCUGCACUAAGUUUGGCAUCAAUAUGGUGACCUCCCGGGAGCGGGGGACCACCAGGUUGCCUAAGGAGGGGUGAACCGGCCCAGGUCGGAAACAGAGCAGGUCAAAACUCCCGUGCUGAUCAGUAGUGGGAUCGUGCCUGUGAAUAGACACUGCAUUCCAGCCUGGGCAACAUAGCGAGACCCUGUCUGUUAAAAAAAAUAAGAAGAAAAUUAAAAAAAAAAAUACAAAAAAUUAGCUGGGCACAGUAGUGGUGGGUACCUGUAAUCCCAGCUACUUGGGAGGCUGAGGCAGGAGAAUCGCUUGAUUAAAUAAAUAAAUAAAGUAGUCUCAGGUACUUUUAUUUUUUUUGAGACAGAUUCUCGCUCUGUCUCCAGGCACCAGGCUGGAGUGUAGUGGUGCAAUCUCAGCUCACUGCAACCUCCACUUCCUGGAUUCAAGCAAUUCUCCUGCCUCAGCCUCCCGAGUAGCUGCGACUACAGGCGCCUGCCACCACGUCCAGCUCAUUUUUGUAUUUUUAGUAGAGGUGGGAUUUCACAAUGUUGACCAGGAUGGUCUCAGUCUCUUGACCUGGUGAUCCACCCACCUGGGCCUCCCAAAGUGCUGGGAUUACAGGCGUGAGCCACCGCGCCGGGCCUCAGGGAUUUCUUUAUAGCAACAGAGAACAGACUAAUGUAGAAGACAAAAGCCUGAGCUGGAGAAGAGUGUUGCAGCUCACGCCAUAGCUCAGGGGCGUCCUACGCUUACUUUUCUGUGCUGUAUACAUGAAGGAGACAGUGGAGGAAAUGCCCUCAAGGAAUUUGUGCUCUUGGAGUCACAUUUAUAUUCACUCAAAAGGUAAAUGCCAUGAAUAAGCCAUUUGCUAAGUAAAGCUGUCCAAUAGCAGCUUCUGGUGCAUGUAGACCAGGCGUCACAUCAGCUGAUUUGGGGGCUGUGGGAAGACCCCGCCCACCAUUAAAAGUCUAUCCGAAUCCUUCCUAUCUCUCUACAAAUCACCACAGCCGCCACAGAAAGCUCUUAUUUUCACUCUGCUAAGGCAUUUGGGAGGGAUAGUGCCUCCGGUAACUGGUUUAUUUAUACAGCCUGCUGAUUGAACUUAACAGUUGAUUUAGUUUUGUUUUUUUAGGGUUUUUCUUUUUUGAGACCGAGUUUUGCUCUUGUUGCCCAGGCUGGAGUUAGUGGUACGAUCUCAGCUCACUGCAACCUCCACCUCCCAGGUUCAAGCAAUUCUCUGCCUCAGCCUCUUGAGUAGCUGGGAUUACAGGUACCCACCACCACGCCCAGCUAAUUUUUCUGUAUUUUUAAUAGAGAUGAGAGUUUCACCAUGCAGGUGUUAAACUCCUGACCUCAGGUGAUCCACCCACCUCAGCCUCCCAAAAUGCUGGGAUUACAGGCCGUGAGCCACUGCGCCUGGCCUGUUGCUUUUAGAAUUUACAGUUUAAAAAACAGUAACUCAGACGUUUGAAUCCGGCCCCACCACUACCAGCUGUUUGUUUUGACCAAUCCCAGUCUCUGAGUCAGUGCCCGUAUCGGUACGAUGGAUUUUUAAUAGCUGCCGUAUUCGGUAACUACAAGGGCGGAAAGAACGCACACAUGUUAAAUACCUAGCCAGUGCUUGGCCAAAAGAGAAUCCCCAAAUAGUAGUUUGAAUCUGUGUCAUGAGACUCAGACAGCACAGGACACUGACGCACAGAACGGGUGACAUAGUGUUAGUGAAGGGGUGUGAUUGGGGGGACAGGGUCUGCUAUUUAUUUGGGGCACCAGUGAGGGGGCCUCCCACUGAGAAAGGAAAUGCCAGAAACAAAGGGGCAAUGAGAGGGUGUGAGGGUGAGGACAUGGCCCAGGUCACCAGCCUGACGACUUCCCACCAGGGCAGGGCUGAAGCUCUGCUGUGCUAGUCACCUCCACUAGGCUUCAGCCACCUGCAGCGGUGAGGCCUUCCAGAGGCCACAUGAUGUGAACCGUGGGAACAGCACCUCCACUAGGCUGCAUCUGACUCUGCAAGGGGUUUUCAGGAGAGCUUUGGACAAGGCACAGAAGCGCGAAUCCUCAAAAAAUCUAAAUGAGGGCCCAGAGCCGCCGGCCUCCCCACUUUCUGCAGCAAGACCUAGGUGGACCCUAGCGCCUGCAGACCCCCAGACAGGACACGAGGCGCUCUGAGAGAUGGAAAUACAACCUCUUCCUGCCUCACAGGGCAGCGGAGAAGCACUGACUUUCUAGCUGCUUUAGCCACACACAGUGGCACCUUUGUUCCUGUCUAGUGAGCUUGCUGCCUCCAGGGAUGCUGCCCGGGCCCAUCGUGCCCAUGCCGGAAACAUGCAGUCCUUUGAUAAUCACCCUUUAUCCCAGGCUCCGAAUCAAAGUGGCAAAGAUGCUGACAAGGACUCCAGCAAACACGACCGAGGCUUUCAGGUCUGACCCUGAAACGAAGACCCACCUCCGUGGGGAGAAGCACACGCUUCUCUGGGCUGAAGGCUCAAAGGAAACAGGAACUGCGGGCCCUGCACACAGCUGCACUCGCUGGGGCAGCUCAGACGAACGUCCCCAGGGGAGUCCGAGUUAUCCGGAUGGCGUUCCUGACUCCCCGAGGGGUGAGACACCCCUCCUCCAGCCUGCAUUUCCACAUGCUGGGUGCAGCCUGCAGACAACUUCAGAUGCCUUGUUUUUUAUUGAGGUGAAAUUCAAGUACCAUAAAUUGUACCAUUUAAAGCGAAAAAUUCAGGCCGAUGUAGUGGCUCACAUCUGUAAUCCCGGAACUUUGGGAUGCUGAGAUGGGAGGAUUGCUUGAGCCCAGGAGUUCGAGACAGACUGAGCAACAUAGUGAGAACCCAUCUCUGUACAAAAAAAAGAAAAAAAAGUUAGCCAGGCAUGGUGGUGUGUGUGCCUGUGUUCCCAGCUGCUCAGGAGAUGGGAGGAUCGCUUGAGCCUGGGAGUUUGAGGCUGCAGUGAGCUGUGAUUGCCCCACUGCACUCCAGCCUGGGUGCCAGAGAGAGACCCUGUCUUUAAAAAAAAGGCUGGGCAUGGUGGCUCAUGCCUGUAAUCCUAGCACUUUGGGAGGCCGAGGUGGGUAGAUCACGAGGUCAGGAGUUCCAGACCAGCCUGGCCAAGAUGGUGAAACCCCGUCUCUACUAAAAAUACAAAAAUUAGCUGGGCGUGCUGGUGGGUGCCUAUAAUCCCAACUACUUGGGAGGUUGAGGCAGGAAAAUUGCUUGAACCCAGGAAGUGGAGGUUGCAGUGAGCCAAGAUCAUACCACUGCACUCUAGCCUGGGUGACAGAGCAAGACUCAGUCUCAAAUAAAUAAAUAGAUAGAUAGAUAGAUAGACAGAUAGAUAGAUAGAUAAACAAUUCAGUAGCAUUUAAAGCAUUCAGUGUUCUGCAGGCACCACCACUAUCCAGCUCCAAAACAUUCUCAACACCCCAAAUACAAGGCCAUAUCUAUAUGCAGUCACUCUCCACUCUCUCCUCCCAGCUUUGUGUGACGACAGUGUGCCAGGGACUGUGCUCAGGACAGAAGCAGAGUGGUGAACAAGGCAGUUGCAGUCCCUGCCAUCGGGGGGUCCAGUCUAAUGUGACAGUCAGAUACUGCUCAAACAACUGGAAAUGGUACAUGUGACAGGAGCCUGUGACAGAAGUGCUGGGCAGGGGCCAGGCACAGAGGCUCAUGCCUGUAAUCCCAGCACUUAGGGAAGCUGAGGCGGGUCAGGGGUUCAAGACCAGCCUGGCCAAGAUGGUGAAACCUGGUCUCUACUAAAAAUACAAAAAUUAGCUGGGCAUGGUGGUUCGUGCCUGUAAUCCCAGCUACUUGGGAGGUGGAGGCAGGAGAAUCACUUGAACCCAGGAGGCGGAGGUUGCAGUGAGCCAAAAUUUCUCCACUGCACUCUAGCCUGGGCAACAAAGUAAGACUCCAUCUAAAAAAAAAAAAAAAAAAAAAAAAGUGCUGAGUGGGUCCAAGCUCAGAGUUCUCAUACGAUGCUCUGCUGAGGUGGGCUUCACAGUCGUCCCCAUUUUCCAGAUGAACAAACCAGGGCCUUGAGAGGUUAAAUGCCUUGCCCAAGGUUAGACCACCAAUAAAUGGCAGAGUUGGAAUUCAAACAAAGGUCCCUAUAACUCCCAGCAAGUUGCUUUCUGUCUCUGUGGAUUUAAUUAUUUGUACAUUUCAUAUCAAUGGAAUUUCACAAGAUGUGACCUUUUGUAUCUGGUUUCUGUCACUUAUUUGAAUAUCGCAAAGGUUCAUCCAGGAUGUAGCAUGCUUCCGUGGUGGAUCCCCUUUUAUAGCUGAAUUCUAUUUCAUUGUUUGGAUGGACACUUUGUUUCUUUGCUCAUCCACUGAUGCACAUCUGGCUUGUUUUCCUUUUGGUUACUGUUGAAGUUGGUGCACAGUAUCUGUUUGAUUCCCUGCUUUUCAUUCUUUAGGAGUAGGACUGCUGGAUCAUAGAGUGAUUGUUUUUUGUUUGUUUGUUUGUUUUUUGAGACAGGGUCUCGCUCUGUCGCCCAAGCUGGAGUGCAGCAGCGUGAUCACAGUUCACUGCAGCCUUGACCUCCUGGGCUCCAGUGAUCCUCCCACCUCAGCCCAGAAAGCAGUUGGGACUACAGGCAUGUGCCACCAUGCCUGGCUAGCUUUUUGUAGAAACAGGGUUUCGUCCUGUUGCCCAGGCUAGUCUCAAACUCCUGGGCUCUAGCCGUCUGCCCACCCUGUCCUCCCAAAGUGCUGGGAUUACAGGUGAAAGCCACUGCACCCAGGCUGAGUGUCUUUUCCCGUGCUUAUUGGCCACUGUAUAUCUUCUUUGAGAAAUGUCCAUUCUUUGCCCAUUUUUUAGUUGGAUUGUUUGUUUUUUUUGUUGUUUAGUUGUAAGAGUUUUCGUUUUGUUUUGUUUUUAUUUUGUUUUAUUUUUUAAGAGGGAGUCUCACUGCUGGAGUGUAGUGGUGUGAUCUUGGCUCACUGCAACCUCCAUCUCCCAGGUUCAAGCGAUUCUUCUGCCUCAGAUUUCUGAAUAGCUGGGACUACAGUUGCCUACCACCAUGUCCGGCUAAUUUUUUUGUGUUUUUAGUAGAGAUGGGGCUUCCCCAUGUCAGCCAGGUUGGUCUUGAACUCCUGACCUCAAGUGAUCUGCCCACCUUUGCCCCCCAAAGUGCUGGGAUUACAGCAUGAGCCACUGUGCCUGGCCUGUAAGAGCUCUUUAUACAUGGAUGAGUAAAUAGGCUUCGGUUUUUCUUACCACAUUCUGAUUUUUUAAAUGCUUCCCUCCUCCACUAGCCAGGGAGCUCCUUAAGAGCAGGGCCUGGGCCUUCAUUAAAAAAAUCGAACAGGCCAGACUCAGUGGCUUAAGCCUAUAAUUCCAGCACUUUGAGAGGACAAGGUGGGUGGAUCACCUGAGGUCAGGAGUUCGAGACCAGCCUGGCCAACAUGGUGAAACCCUGUCUCUACUAAAAAUGCAAAAAAUUAGCCAGGCCUGGUGAUGCAUGCCUGUAAUUCCAGCAGGAGAAUCUCUUGAAUAUGGGAGGCAGAGGUUGCAGUGAGCCGAGAUUGUGCCAUUGCACUCCAGCCUGGCAACGAGAGCAAAAAUCAGUCUCAAAACAAAAACAAAAACAAACAGGCCAGGCGUGGUGGCUCACACCUGUAAUCCCAGCACUUUGGGAGGCUGAGGUGGGUGGAUCAUGAGGUCAGGAAUUCAAGGCCGAGAUGGUGAAACCCUGUCUCUACUAGAAAUACACAAAAAAAAGCCAGGUGUGUUGGUGGGUGCCUAUAAUCCCAGCUACUCAGGAGGCUGAGGCAGAGGUUGCAGUGAGCCGAGAUUGUGCCACUGCACUCCAGCCUGGGUGAUAGAGCAAGACUCCAUCUCCAAAAAAAAACCUUCUAGUGGCUGGGCACAGUGGCUCACACCUGUAAUCCCAGCACUUUGGGAGGCUGAGGCAGGAGGAUUGCUGGAGCCCAGGACUUCCAGACCAGACUGCGUACAUACUACAACUCUCUCUCUACAAAAUAUUUAAAAAAUUAGCUGGGCAUGGGGGUGUAUGCCUGUAAUCCCAGCUACUCAAGAGGCUGAGGUGGGAAGAUUGGGUAAACCCAGGAGUUCAUGACCAAGUUGGGCAACAUGGUGAGACUCCGUCUCUACAAAAAAAUUUUAAAAAUAGCCACAUAUGGUGGUGCAUACUUUUGGCACCAGAUACCCAGGAGGCUGAGGCAGGAGGAUCAUUUGAGCCUAGACUGAGUGAGCCUGGAGGCUGCAGUGAGUCAUAUUCGCUCCAGCCUCGGAGACAGAACAAGACUCAUUCUUAGAAAAAAAAAAAAAAAGAAAAGCUCUUUUGAGUGGGGUGGCUGGUAUGGUCCUGAGCUGGGGUGGCCAUGAAGCCUGCCCCUUGAGAGAGCCUGCUCAACAUCUGCAGAAGACAGGGCCCCAGCAGCAUCAUCUCAGCCUCUGGAUUCACAUAACUGUGUCUGAACCCUACAUGUAGACUUUGCAACUCUGAGAUCCCCAACAUUCAACUUCAACGUCAUUCUCUUCCUUAUUUAAGAUGCAUUUGAGUUGGGCUGGGCGUGGUGGCUCACACCUGUAAUCCAAGCACUUUGGAGGCCAAGGCGGGCGGAUCACCUGAGGUUGGGAGUUUAAGACCAGCCUGACCAACAUGGUGAAACCCCGUCUUAUAAAAAAAUUUAAAAAAAGAUGCAUUGAGUUGAGUUAGAUAUCCUUUUUUUUUUUGGAGACAGGGUCUCACUCUGUUGCCCAGAAUGGAGUACAGUGGCGUGAUCACAGCUCACUGCAGCCUCCACCUCCUGGGCUUAAGCGAUCCUCCCAUCUCAACCUCCUAAGUAGCUGGGGCCAUAGGCACGUGUCACCGCAUGCAGCUAAUUUUUGUAUUUUCUGUAGAGACAGGGUUUUACCAUGUUGCUUAGGCUGGUCUCAAACUCCUGAGCUCAGCCAAUCUGCCAGCUUCAGCCUUGCAAAGUGCUGGGAUUAUAGGCACGAGCCACCAUGUCCAGCAGGUUUGAGGUUUGAGUUAGAUUUCUGUAAUAAUUUUCUUCAAUUUUUUUUUUUUUCAAGAUGGAGUUUCACUCAUGUUGCCCAGGCUGGAGUGCAAUGGUGCAAUCUCAGCUCACAGCAACCUCUGCUUCCUGGGUUCAAGUGAUUCUCCUGCCUCAGCCUCCAAAAUAUCUGGGAUUACAGGGAUGUGCCACCAUACCCAGCUAAUUUUGUAUUUUUAGUAGAGAUGGGGUUUCUCCAUGUUGGUCUGGCUGGCCUCGAACUCCCAACCUCAGGUGAUCCGCCUGCCUCAGCUGGGAUUACAGGCCUGAGCCACGGAGCCUGGCCAAUUUCUGUAACUUUCAACAAAAAGAUUAAAGAGCUCAUAUUCGGAUGUUA